CCUCAUCGUUUGGGCUUUUGAAAGCUUCCAGCUGACAGAAAUCUAGUAGGAAAUGGAUUCAAACUCCCGAAAAAGGUCGGCCCCCUCCUCCCCAGAAUCACCGCGCCGUUUGCGGCAAUGCUUUUUUACAGGCGUAAUAGGAUCCUGCACACCCUCUACCACCGAAUACUACCGUCUAACUUGUCCUUCUGGUUCCCAACUUGGGCAAAGCUUUUCAGACGCCCUAAACAGAACUGGAUUGAUGCCGGCUUUUGUGGAAGCGCAGAACAGAGGGGAGGAGCUGUGGGCAUGUCAUGCGCAUUUUGUGUGGAGUUGGACUGAGCCGGGAUGGAGAGAUACCGUCUGUGGCCAUCUCUUUGAGGAUUGGGCUGGCGGCUAAAAAGGGAAAGAUCCCAUUUGAAGAACGUUUGAACAUUUUUUACUUGAUUCUACUCGAUAGCUUUAUCUCCUUUGCAAAGGACAGUGCAUGGAUUCAACAAAACUCGCUCGCGGGACGCUAUAACACCUUGCCCGGAUUUCGCCAAAAGUGACAGGAAAAUAGAAAAUGACGUUCCAAUAAAUAGCCGUAUGUACAUCCAAGUGCAAGACAACCCCGUCCACCCGACACAAAAGAGAGCGUUCCUCAAAUCGCGAGACCAAAGACAUUAACGACGGCGUACAUGGUUUUUGACUCGUAUUUAUACGUCGUGCUCCCUGGAUGAACACCGGCAAGAGAAUCAGUCUUUGAUCUGUGCGGAGCGAGGACAAGAACAGCCCGUCAUACCAUCGCUUGAGUUGUCCCAAUAGCAGCUAGAAGCAGCGUGAAG
Messenger RNA from Spizellomyces punctatus DAOM BR117, 806 nucleotides. RefSeq lists its product as uncharacterized. The record is from RefSeq and is a predicted model, not a curated record. Bases 53 to 379 code for a protein of 108 amino acids. The transcript has a single exon. Lineage: Eukaryota; Fungi; Chytridiomycota; Chytridiomycetes; Spizellomycetales; Spizellomycetaceae.